GUCAAAAGAAGUAGCAUACGUGAAAUCUUUAUUUUUGUCUUGACGCGUGAGGAUUUAAAUAUUUUCUGCUUUAAAAUCUGAGAGGUUUACGAAGACUUAUGAAGACUUGUUCAAUGAAAACGAGCUUAUUGAUUGAAGACUUACAGAGACCUGGUGAUUUUGAAGCAGCAGACUUUUGAAGACGUUGAAAGUCUUAAGAGGUCAUCCAUGAAAAAGUCUUCACAAGUCAUCUACAAUCAACAGAUGUUGUAAAGGUUCUCCCGCUCCUUGUGUCCACGUUCCUGCCCACGUUCCUACACCUGUCAGAAUACGAUGCGGUGAGGAAACGGAGGGACGAUGACGCCGAUGGCGAUCUCAUGCAGUCAGCAGAUCUCUUCCCUUCACGCUGUGAAGUGUGAGGUGAGUUUUCCUCAGGGGAACGCUCUUCCGAGCGACCACGCCCGAGAGAAGCCACUUCACUGCUCGCGAUGCGGCAAGAGCUUCAAUCGACAGAGUCACCUCCUGACCCACCAGCGCGUUCACACGGGGGAGCGGCCGUACCCGUGCUCGCAGUGCGGCAAGAGUUUCACUCAGCUGAGUAACCUUCACCUGCACCAGCGCAUCCACACCGGCGAGAAGCCGUACCACUGCUCCGAGUGCGGGAAGACCUUCAGUCAGCGGAGUCACCUCCGGAUUCACCGGCGCGUCCACACGGGGGAGAGGCCGUACCGCUGUCCGCAGUGUGGGAGGAGCUUCGCUCAUCAGAGUCACCUGCAGAGACACCAGCUCAUCCACACCGGCGUGAAGCCGUACCACUGCUCGCACUGCGGGAAGAGCUUCACACACACCAGCACGUUCCAGGCCCACCAGCACGUCCACACGGGAGAGAAGCCGUACUACUGCUCGGCGUGUCGACGCCACUUCACAUAUUUAAGUAACUUACAGAGACACAAGUGCAAGAGUCAAGGACCCUGAUUAGUGUACACUGCAUACAAGGGUGCAUUAGAUACGAAUUAACUUCAGUCCUGAUAAGGAAAACACUGGAAGGUCUUUUUCUUUUAUCUUUAUUUUAAAGUUAUUCUGCUUGUUUUAUAACAAAAUUUUAUUUCAUUUAUUAUUUUGAUCUUCUAAGAUUUCAGUGUAUUACAGUUAAACCUUGGAUCGCGAGCAUAAUUGGUUCCUUAAGUGUGCUUGUAAUCCAAAACACUUGUGAUGUAUAUACAUACAUCAAAGCAAAUUUCUCCCAUAAAAAAUAAUGGAAACUUCAGGUUUUGUUUUGUUCCACAACCCAAAAAUAUUAAUAUAAAAUAAUUAAUACAAAAUAUAAAGUAAAAAUAAAACAAAUUUUGCACUUUACCUUUGAAAAGAAUGGUGGCUUUAUUGAGGGAGACGAGAGAGAGAGAGAGGAGGACGAGGAGGAGGUGGGGUUAUUGUGUAGGAUGACUCUCACACUCACAUACACAGAAUCUUUUUUCUAUUGUGUGACUUUAACACUGAAUCUCUCUAACACUCACCUUUACCUCCUUUAAGGAUUUGGUGUAAAUGUGACUUUACGUUGUUGUUGAACAGAUUCUUCUCCCGCACUGAUACAGACUGUUUAACUAUUUUUCUUCACUCGGGCCGUUGUUGCAGUACAGUCACUAAAGUACUCUCAUUACACUUAGACGCAAAAUAAAAUAAAAUGAUGCUUUAUAUGCCUGCACACACACAUGGUCACAAUGGUACAGUAAACAGACAUUAUAAAUGAAUUAUUGUCUUCCCAACAUUUUUCAUUAAACCUAAUAUGAAAUAUGGAAAAACUUUUGUUAUAAACUAAUCAGUUAUUAUUAUUACAUAUUAUUCACAAAAAAAAUUUGUCGUCACAUUUUACUUUUGUCUAUUUUCUGUCUAGUGGAUUUUUUUUAUUUUUAUUUAUUACUUCAUUGUAUGUUUAUUUUUUUACACUCUUUGCUCUUGGUCUCUGGCACAAGAAUUUUCUCUCGAAUUAAUAAAGUCUUAUUGGAUCUUAUCUUAUUAUCACAAUGGUGAUGAAUGAUUUCAGGAAUUCUGGCGGGAAUUUAUUUGUUGUUCCUUAUGGAGCAAUAAACACAUACGUUCUGCUUGUACUGAAGGUCUCCCACCUCUCGACUCCAGGGACGGGGGGGUGAAUCUGGUCUGUGUCUGGCCCGGUGCUUGGUGGGUUUCCUCCAGUACGCUGGUUUCCUCCCACAGUCCAAAGUGAAGGCUGAUUAGUGCUUGUGCCCUAUGAUAAGUUGGCUCGCAGCCUUGUACCCUGAGUUCCCUGCGAUUGGCUUCACGCCCCCACUGACCCGACACAGGUUAAGAAGUAGAGAUAAUAAAUAGAAGAACUAUGGUUUUACAUGCAGUACAAGCUGAGAUGUGGUCAGGACUCGUAUAACAAAGCAGAGUAACUGUAUCUGUAAAACCUGUCUUCACUAACUUAUCACACGAUCAACAUAUCACAAAUAUUAAAGUGUUUGUUUUCUUGUGUUUGUAAUGAGCUCUUUUAAAACAUAAUUCCCGACGUGAUGGUGUAGAAGAGUGCCGUUGUUUUUAGCAGUUCAGACACUAGAGAGCGCUGCUGGCUGAAGGUUCUCCAACACCCUCGCUACGCUGACGACUGCAACCCAGCACCUCAUUUUUAAACAAAAAGAGAUUUCCAAUUUUGUGCAGAAAUGAAUUGAAGCCUUUAAACCACAUGUUUGGGGCAGUUUAAAUGUCAACAGCUCCAGUGUAUUUGCAGGCUCUGUCUCAUGUGUCUUUGUUUUUUAAGCUCCUGAAAGCCGAUGAUUAAACUGACUUCAUUUGUGCAGAUUUGGCUCCAGCAUUAACCUGUUUUUAUGCUCUAUGUCUAUAAAAGGAGAGGAAGGAAAGCUCACACUGCGAGUUCUUUUAAGUUCUUCCCCCUGUCUGCCCACAUCCUGUUCUUCAGCGCAGUGUGUUAAGCGUGUGUUCCUGUCUUGCCACGGCUGUGGCCUGAAUCACAC
Clarias gariepinus (North African catfish) is the source of this 2966-nucleotide messenger RNA. Its product is annotated as zinc finger protein 239-like. Lineage: Eukaryota; Metazoa; Chordata; Actinopteri; Siluriformes; Clariidae. Gene Ontology annotation, molecular function: DNA-binding transcription factor activity; RNA polymerase II cis-regulatory region sequence-specific DNA binding. The record is from RefSeq and is a predicted model, not a curated record. The transcript has 3 exons. Gene Ontology annotation, biological process: regulation of transcription by RNA polymerase II. Bases 337 to 954 code for a protein of 205 amino acids.